This is a messenger RNA of Trichoderma breve, 4647 nucleotides long. RefSeq names its product PHD/FYVE-zinc-finger like domain-containing protein. Gene Ontology annotation, biological process: chromatin remodeling; negative regulation of transcription by RNA polymerase II. Lineage: Eukaryota; Fungi; Ascomycota; Sordariomycetes; Hypocreales; Hypocreaceae. Bases 1 to 4647 code for a protein of 1548 amino acids. Gene Ontology annotation, molecular function: chromatin binding; ATP hydrolysis activity; ATP binding. The record is from RefSeq and is a predicted model, not a curated record. Gene Ontology annotation, cellular component: nucleus; chromatin. The transcript is spliced from 8 exons.
AUGCAGAUGGAUGAGAUUAACAUCUUUGACGGCAUGGUCGAACCGAGCGACGAGAAGACCGACGAUGAAUUCCCUCCUUUCGAUCUCCCAGUUCAGGAUGUGAGCGAACUUGCCUUGUUAAAGGUAGCCGUGGAUGAAGAGGACGGGAUGGCCGAUGACAAGAUCGAGGAGGGCGAGAUCACUCUGCAAGAUAGCCUGGAACCGACACCAGAAGCCACGCCUCAAAUUGACACCGACAUCGAUAUGCUGGAGGAUGAGAUGCUGCAGCUUGCACCGGCCGUGCAAUUCGAAGUUGCAAUCCCGGAGCUCUCUGUUGAGAAACAGAGUGAAUACUCGACGGUAUAUAGCAGUGUUGUCGAACAGAUCGCCGGUGUUUCUGAUUUUACCCAAGAUCCGCUCCAGUACGAUGUCGAAUUCACUGACGGCAGAGUUGAUCCGCUCGAUGCUGCCGAUAUCCUCGAGUACAUAAAUGGCGAAGAAGCUCUGCACCAAUACCAAGACUCAGUCGAUAUGACCGCCGCCGAUCGCAAGCGAAAAUACGCCCCCGAUGAGGAAUGGGAUCCCGAAUUAAAUGUCGCCGUCUUUGAUGCUGGAGGCCUUGAUGACGAAGAAGAAGAUGAAGACAUAAUCUCCACUCGCAGGCGCCCUUCUCGCCCACUUCGCGUGUUGCGCUCUCGGGAGGCAAGCAGCCGUCCGAGCCAUGCUGGUGACUCCAUAAACUCAGAGGGCGAGGACGAAGACGGCUUGACAGACACCAAUCAGCCAAGGCGGAACCUCCGAAAGCGAAGAUCCACACAACUGAGGCUCACCAAUAUGUCGUUCAAUACCAGCCAUAUUGAUCAAGAUAUGGACGAACUGGCGCUGGAUUCUCGCCAGUCCUCGGAAGACGAAGACGCAUUUAUGCCCGUUGUAUCCGACCUCGCAUUGAAAAAGGGCCGCCCUAACAGAGCUGUAGGUUCGGGGGGCUCUGAUAUCGAGUUUGAACAGCCUCGACGGUCUGCAAGAGCUACCAGAAACCAGAUGAGUAUGCAAGAUGAUGCCUUUAUGGACGACGAUUCAUUCUACGUGGUAGAGGAAAAGGCAUCUAUACCAAAGAUUAUUUCCGUCAGAGAAGUUUUCCAAUCAAUCUCUGCCGACUCCGACUUUGGAUCUGUACAUAUGCAGUCAUGCCAUACCUGUGGCGGCUCAAAGCAGCGCGGCCAGCUGCUUUAUUGUCAAGGAUGUUGCUUAACUUAUCACAAGAACUGCAUUGGAUUUUGCCUCAAUACUCACGCAAAGAAAGAUAGCAGUGCACCAAGACAUAGCGCCUGCCAGGAGUGCAAGAAAGACGGCCGAUCCUGCGCUGCCUUUUCUCGAAAGAAGACUGCCCGACAGGAAGAAAAAUUGCGCGAGGAGAAUGGCGGUGUCGACCCCGUCACCCCAGUGUCACCUGAACUCAUCAACAAUGCCGACAAUGUUCUUUUCCGUUGUACCGCCUGUCACCGUGGAUGGCACCAGGGGCAUCUACCAUCCAUGGGCAAUGACUCUAUUGGAACGGACGUCAAAUCCGAGCGCCUCAAGGAUUACUCAGUCGACUGGCGGUGUAAUGAUUGCAGUUCUAUUAGAAGCAAGAUUCAUCGGCUGGUGGCGUGGCGACCCGUGGUCCAGCAAAAUCCCCUCCCAGCUUACGGAGAUAUCAGUGAAGACGAAAGAGAAUAUCUCAUUAAAUGGCAAGAUACCUCAUUUGCUCACUGCUCUUGGGCAUCCGGAGCUUGGGUGUUUGGUGUCAGUGCCGGCAAUAUGCGAUCCUCUUUUGCAAAACGAGUACUUGAGCAGGAUCUUCUAAAGCUCACCAGCGAAGAGGCAAUUCCAGACGAAUACAUCACCCCCGACAUCAUUUUUAACGUCAAGUUCGACGGCCCCGGCGCUCUGGGGAAAACAAAAGCAGAAGAUCUUGCCAAUAUCUCUCGGGUCAAGAAAAUAUUGGUCAAGUUUCAUGGCCUUGGGUAUGAUGACGUUGUGUGGGACUCUCCUCCUCCUGCUGAUAAACCUCGACUCUACAAGGCCUUUGUAGAAGCAUACCGCGAAUACAUCGAAGGCAAAUACUUUCAAAACGACUCUCAGAAUAAGAUGCGAGAACGCAUCAAGCUGUACAAGAAUACUAAAUUUGCAGAAGUAGACACACAACCUGCUGGCCUUACACGAGGAAAGCUCAUGGGUUAUCAGAUAGAGGGCCUCAAUUGGCUCUUACAAAAUUAUCACCAAAGCCGAAGUGUCGUUUUAGCAGACGAAAUGGGAUUGGGCAAAACAGUUCAGGUCGUUGGUGUUGUGACCUCCCUAGUGCAGGAUAUGCCCAAAUGCUGGCCCUUCCUCAUCGUGGUUCCAAAUGCUACUUGCGCCAACUGGCGUCGAGAAUUUAAACAAUGGGCACCGGGUGUCAGAGUUGUUGCUUAUCAUGGAGGCAGAGAGCCCCAGGAGCUCGCUUACAGAUAUGAACUAUUUCCAGAUGGCGCCGCAGACCUGAAAGCUCAAGUUGUUAUCAUGUCGUAUGAUUCGGCACAAGAUCCACGGACGUCUUCUCUAUUCAAGUCCGUCAACUGGAAGGGAUUGGUUGUUGAUGAAGGUCAGCGAUUGAAGAAUGACCAAAACAUUCUCUACAAUGCCCUGAAGUCCAUGAAGAUACCGUUUCGACUAUUGUUAACUGGUACGCCACUGCAAAACAACAAGAGAGAACUUUUCAACCUCUUGCAGUUUAUAGAUGAGAAGCAAAACGCGGAGAAGUUGGAUGAGGAAUAUGCCGUUUUGGACAAAGACAAUCUUCCUAAGCUACACGAGAAAAUUCGGCCAUAUUUCUUGCGAAGAACAAAACUUGGCGUCCUCAAAUUUCUUCCUCCCAUGGCACAGAUUAUUCUCCCCGUUACCAUGACCGUUAUCCAGGAGAAGCUAUCAAAGAGCAUCAUGGCAAAGAAUCCGCAGCUUAUUCGGGCUGUGUUUGCCAAUAGUAAAAUGAACGCAAAAGACCGUGGUAGCUUGAACAACAUCCUGAUGCAACUGCGCAAAUGCUUAUGCCACCCCUUUAUGUAUUCUGAAGCAAUUGAAGAGCGCCACCAUGAUCCCGUGGUUCUCCAUCGCAACUUGGUAGAGGCAUCUGCUAAACUUCUGUUAUUGGAAAUCAUGCUGCCCAAGUUGAAGGAGCGAGGUCACCGUGUCCUCAUAUUCAGCCAGUUUCUGCAGCAGCUUGACAUUAUCGAAGACUUUCUCAAUGGAGUCGGUUACGGAUACCGUCGUCUAGAUGGCUCGAUAUCCAGUUUGGAGAAACAACGACGUAUUGACGCCUUCAACGAACCCGGUUCCGAGCUUUUUGCCUUUUUAUUAUCAACAAGGGCUGGUGGUGUUGGUAUCAAUCUUGCGACUGCAGACACCGUCAUAAUCAUGGACCCGGAUUUUAAUCCUCACCAGGAUAUCCAGGCGUUGUCUCGUGCCCACCGCAUUGGCCAAAAGAAUAAGGUCCUAUGCUUUCAACUCAUGACCAAGGAUUCCGUAGAGGAACGAAUCAUGGAAAUUGGCCGCAAGAAAAUGGCUCUGGACCACGCACUCAUCGAAAGCAUGGACGACGAGGAGCUUGAAGGUGCCGACUUGGAAUCGAUCUUGAAGCACGGUGCCCAAGCCUUGUUUGACGAAGGUUAUGAGAAAACAGCAAUUCACUAUGAUUCUGCGUCUGUCGACAAGCUCUUGGACCGCUCCCAGAUGGAGCAGACUGCGGCAAAUGAAGACAACUCUGCCGAAAGCCAGUUUACCUAUGCCCGGGUAUGGGCGAAUGACAAGCUUGGUGUCUGGGACCAGAUCCUUGCUCAAAGAGAGGAGGAAGCUCGGCGAGAAGAGGAGGCUAAUAAAGAAGUCCUUGGACGCGGUGCAAGACGACGCAUGGCUGUCAACUACAGGGCAAAGGGCACAGAUAUUGUUGCCGUAGUUGGUGAUGUCGCUGCCGAGUCUUCGGAUUCUUCUUCUGACGACUUUGACGGAGCAAACAUGCCGGAAUCUGACGAUGACAAAACCGACGAUGACAUGAACCCCUCGACAAAUGCCGUGACAGAAGCCGAGAUUUUAUCGAUGCAAGACGGCGGAGCCAAACCGCGGCAAAGCAUUGCCUUCCCCAAAGAACAACAAUUUGAUUCAAAGCGAAGACAAAACCUUCCGCCUCCGAGUGGAUCACAGCCGGCGUGGACUGCAGACGUCCCCCGUAAGAGGGGCAGACCUCGAAAAUCAUUGCCCAUCCCUGACGCCAGGGCUGUAAACACUAAUGACAGCUCUCAAACAAAAUUACGAGCAGCACAACAACCAACUACCCCUGCACUGGUAUAUAGGAAAGGCUUUGAUACGGUUAGACGCCAGCAAACCUUCCAACAUUACCAGCAAUACAUCCAGAAUGGCGGCCGACCACCGCCCACAGGCAUUCCGCAACCGCAACCUCAUCCCGCCGUACCCCCCCAAACACCACCAACCGGGUUCGAGUAUCUGGCUCUUCUCAACACCGAAGCACAGGUCCGCGUAGCGCUGGACGUGGUUCACCGUGCUGAAAGACCAGCAUCAAUGAAGCAGCGACACAUGGCCGCUCUGUACCACAGGUUAGGCCAAGUGCACAUGCAAAACGGGACUCGGCAGAGUUGA